Molecule: messenger RNA, 531 nt
Organism: Brassica napus (rape)
Lineage: Eukaryota; Viridiplantae; Streptophyta; Magnoliopsida; Brassicales; Brassicaceae
Product: F-box/kelch-repeat protein At3g27150-like
Exons: 1
Coding region: 1-531 (176 amino acids)
Cellular component (GO): cytosol
Molecular function (GO): protein binding
Source: RefSeq, a predicted model, not a curated record
AUGAUUAAUGGAAUGCAUAAAGCAAGGAAGUUCAGCUCAGGAUGUUUCUUGCGUGGAAAAUUUUAUGUCCUCGGUGGCCGAGAUGAGAAUGAUAAACACCUCACUUGUGGAGAAAGUUAUGAUGAGACCACAAAUUCUUGGGAGUUGAUACCUGACAUGUUAAAGGACAUGACAUUCAUUAUUCCUUCCCAAUCUCCGCCUCUUAUAGCUGUGGUUGAUGACAAUCUAUACAUGUUGGAGACAUCUUUGAACGAGCUUCGCGUAUAUGAUAUAAACACAAAUAUUUGGAAGAAACUUGGUGUUGUCCCUGUGAGCGCAAACACUACCUUUGGUUGGGGGACUGCGUUUAAAUCUAUGGGAGAUAGACUUCUGGUUGUUGGAACUUCUCACUCUUGGCAUAGGAAAGCAAUAGUCUACUCAUGCCGUCCUUCUCCAGACGUGGAAGAGCAGCACUGGGAAGAAUUAAAAUAUUGGUGCACUGGUGCUGAGCUCCCACCGUUUAUUCAUAACUGUUGUGUUAUGUUUGCUUAA